Drosophila arizonae is the source of this 3351-nucleotide messenger RNA. Its product is annotated as early estrogen-induced gene 1 protein. The record is from RefSeq and is a predicted model, not a curated record. NCBI's taxonomy places the organism in Eukaryota, Metazoa, Arthropoda, Insecta, Diptera, Drosophilidae.
UUGUAGGCAAGGAAAUUGAUGACACUACUUGGGCCUAGCGCCCCUGGCAUGGCCUUUAUGAUGAAAAAGAAAAAGUACAAGUUCAAUGUGGAAGUCCAGCUGCAAGAUCUGGUCGAGGUGGCUCUGGUCAAUGAGGUGCUCUUUGCCAAGAUACGGCUACUGGACGGUGGCUCCUUCCAGGAGUACAGCAGUCGCGAGGAGGUCCGCAAUCAUCGCGUUGAAUGGAAUCGCAGCUUUGAGUUUCCCUGCAAGAUGAGCGCAAAUGCCUCCACAGGCGUCCUAGAUCCCUGCCAUUUGCGCAUCUCGAUCCGUAAGGAAAUGAAGGGCGGUCGCAGCUAUUACAAGCUCGGCUUUAUCGAUCUAAAUCUGGCGGAGUUCGCCGGCGCCGGUCUGACAUCACGUCGUUUUCUGCUCGAGGGAUACGAUGCACGCCAUCGACUGGAUAACUCAAUGCUGAGAGUUAGCAUCAAAAUGCAUAUGCUAAGCGGGGAUAUACUCUUCAAGGCGCCCACGCCCAGUUUGAAGAACAAGCCCAGCAAACCCUCUGCAGAUGAUCUGGCCAAUGAUGUGGCAUGUGGCGGUAGUCUACAGACGCCAACGGCCACAGCAUUGUCCAGCAUGGGCAGCGGCAGUGGCGGCACAGCCAUACCUCUGGGUGGCAGUGGCGCCACCCUGGGCGGCGUGGCCAGCACAGUGAGUGCAGCGGGCACGCGACCUGUCUCCACCGCCAGGGAUGAGGUAGUAGAUCUCGACACACAGAUCAUGAUAGCGGCAAUUGUCACUGACUCCGGCUUGUCCGAGUCCUCGGAAUCAGCUGUGACGCUGACCACAGACAAUCUGCAGCAGCAUGUGAUUGCCUCAGCCAGUGCCACAACGCCUGUGACGGUUAGCCAACCGGCGCCCGGCUUGGGUGUGAUUGGCAGCAAUAAUUAUGGCACCACAGGCGCUAAUGUGGGCGUUGUUAAUACGGCGGCGCUUAUGGAAAUGGGACACUCCAGGAAUUCCAGUAAUACUAGUCAAAUGUCAAAGGGUUCGGGUUAUAGUAGUUUUUCGCACAGUCAACAUUCGAGGCAAAGCUCCGAGGGUGACUCGGGGCAUGCUAGUCGUUUUAGAAAAUCCGUUUCUCUACUUAAUAGGCUCAAUCAGAGAGCUAUAAAUGCCAUGAAAUUGAAUAUACACAAAGCGGAGCAACCACAGCCCCAGGGACUGGGCUUGGGCCUGGGACUGCGCCUGGGUCUGGUGCAGGAACAUCAAGUCGGUCCAGAGAGCAAGCCGCAGGCAACUGUCAGCCUCCUCAGCACCACCAUCGAAUAUGAAAGCGAAGAGCUGCUCUACCAAACACCGAAUGCCACACUAAAUCCCGGCGACCAGCAGCAGCAUCAGUUGUCUGGCUUUGAGGAUUUUCUCACGCCCAUGGCGGAGAUGCCGCUGCCAUCGUUGUUGCAGGCAACGCAGUAUUAUGAUAGCGCCGAGACGACCAGUGAAUCGGACGAAUAUGCCCCAGAGGAUUCAGGCGAUAAUGAUUCGGGCUUGGAGGAGAACUAUCAUACGCCGCGUGUGGCCAAAAUCAAGUCCAUGGAGAAUCUGUCCAUACUUGAAAUGGAAUUUCACAAGGCCUCCAUGGAGCUAGAUCGCAAUUCACCACGGCGUCUCAAACAGCUGGCCGAACGUGCACAAAUACCGAAAAUGAAAUCGCUAAAUAAUCUGUGCUUCGACGACUACUCGGAGGAGGCGGUGCGUAAGGAAUUUGAACGCAUACGCGAUCAAUCACUGGAGGAGCGUAUGCGUGUCCAGCAGCACAAUCAUCACCACCAGCAUCAUCUGUAUAUGCACAGCUAUAAUCUGCGCAAGAAUUCGACCACAUCGAAUAGUUCAUCGGGCAAACUGUUUGUCAAGCAUCAGACGCAUCAUCAGCAUCAAUCGAAGGUGGGCAAUGCCAAGUUCAUUGGGCAGGAUGGCGGCCAGGAGAGUCCAGCGACGCCGUCGCAUUAUCCCAUACAGAAGAUGCGCUCGAUGGGCACCAUACCCGACGUCGUAAGCGAACGCAUCGAAGCUGAUCCAUUUCUGACGCCCACCAGCGAGCGGCGGCCCAGCUUCAAUCGGCUCAUACAGUCGGCGGAUAAGCCAGCGCUGGGUAACAGCUAUGUGAAUCGUUUGCUUACCUACGAUGUGGUCGAUUCCCCGGCUGAUAAUUUCGCAGAUGGUGCCUCAUUCAUGUCACGGACGCCGUUUGAGCGUGCCUAUCGUCGCAGCAUGCUCCAGGGCACAUCGUCCACGCCGCUGACCACACAGGAACCCAUCCAUCAUUUGGUUCGGCCACAUUCCACAAAUGCUGCCUACGAGCUCAUGAGAAGCUUCAGCGGUGUGCCACGUCGCCUCUUCGACAGCGGCGGCAACAACAAUUGCAACAGCAGCGCCAACAACAGCAGCGGCGGCAAUCGACAGCCCACAGCGGUGUCGGCGGCGGCAGCGGCAGCAGCAGCUGCUGCAGCUGGAGCUGGAGGCGGAGCAUCGGGAGGAUCCUAUGGCUAUGCACUGGGCAGCAGCUGCUCACCGUGCGGCACUUUAGCCAGCAUCCAUUCAAAUCACUCGGCCUCCUCGUCGAACGGCAGCAACAGCAGCAGCAGCGGUGCCCUCAUCACCUUUCAGUGCAAUCCGGAUACUGUGGAUGGACCGUCACAACAGACGCUGAUUGGCUCACCGAAUGGGCAUGCCAAUAGCCCAAGGAUUGGCAAUGUCAUGUCGGGAGAUGCGCUCAGCUCGCUGGCAGCCAGUCCCACAGAUGCGUGCAGCAUACGCUCCAAUCCAUCGGCUGCAUCGCUGCUGCUCUCCACAUCGGCUGCGGCAGCGGAGGCAUCGGCUCUAGCCUCGGCGACCACGAUGUCUGUCUCGGGCGCAACGCUCUCUCCGCUGGCCACCACACAGAUCAUCCGUCGGCCCAGCAUCACCAUGAUGAAUCCCAGUUCCGGCUCGUUAGUUAUAAGUGAAACAGGAUCUCUAGAUCGCACGAAAACCAGCGGUGAGAAGCGCAAAAAGGGCGCCCUCGAUGAUGGGCCACGCGUUUCGGAUCGUGUCGAAGAGACGCGCGUCAACCCCAAUUCGUUAAUAGAUGAGAUUUUAAAGGAUACCAAACUAGAUCAGCUAGGCGAAUCCGCCGAGACAUCUGGAUUGCAGCUCUAUAUAGCACGCGAUGGCACCGCCUCGCUUGGAGGGCAUGAAGUCAAGUCGAAUGUGAGGGCGGGUGCCUUUAAACAGGUGGUCAUGCAGGAUCGAAGAUAGUAGCAGUUCCACGAUUCUAAUGUGUGUGUUUCGUAAAAUGUAUUAAGAAGACUAAAACAAAACAGAAAAAAA